Leucoraja erinaceus (little skate) is the source of this 3997-nucleotide messenger RNA. RefSeq names its product transcription factor 7 like 2 (gene tcf7l2). NCBI's taxonomy places the organism in Eukaryota, Metazoa, Chordata, Chondrichthyes, Rajiformes, Rajidae. Gene Ontology annotation, cellular component: catenin-TCF7L2 complex; beta-catenin-TCF complex. The transcript is spliced from 11 exons. The record is from RefSeq and is a predicted model, not a curated record. Gene Ontology annotation, molecular function: DNA-binding transcription factor activity, RNA polymerase II-specific; RNA polymerase II cis-regulatory region sequence-specific DNA binding. The coding region runs from base 987 to 2450 and encodes 487 amino acids. Gene Ontology annotation, biological process: canonical Wnt signaling pathway; regulation of transcription by RNA polymerase II.
CGUUUCAUUACUUUUGCUUUUAUUGUGAAAAAAAAACAUUAACUUGGAACAUUUGAGCUGCCUCUCCCCUCACACAUCUUCCCCGUCAUUUGAAAGAUGGAGUGGGUUUUGUUUUGAGGAUGCAAUUAGCGACGGGAAGCAGUAUGUAAAGAGCAGGUCAGAAAGAGAAUCCUUACAAUACAAAAUCUGCUCUUGUAUAUUGUAUGUAGCUGAGGUCAACCAAGAGAAGCUGCAGUGAGGUCUAGUGCUUUGCCUUUUCUCCUUUUUGUAUUUACUACCAUAAUAAUAAAAACCUGUUGGGAUUCAAGGCAAGCCCUCACAGGUGUCUGUUUUUAUAUGUAUUUGUAUUUCUGCGUAUGUGUGCGUGUGUGCAUGAUAUAUUGCAUGUAUAUAUUUGUGUCACUGUGACAAGAAAUAGAGCUUUCUCACAGCUCUCCCCCCCAGAACUUCAGCGUGAGGGAUUUGACAUCCCCACAGAUGUGACUGCAUGCUACAGUUUGUUGAUCAUGCUCCCUUAACCACUGCUUGUCUCUUCCCCCCUGCUCUUAUUGAUACCUUUCCAUAUAGAGUUGCAGCAUUGUCAUUUUGGUAAUCCUGGGAGAGUUGUAGGCUUUGAAAAGAAAAUAAAUAGUACGCAAGAGGUUAUACCCGUGUGUGCGGUCUUGCUCAUUCCUAAGUGAGCAUUUUGAUGCAGUGAUCUGUUUCCAUUUGUGUCCUAAAUUUUGGUCCCUGCUGUACAGCAGGUACAGGAUUGCACCCGGACUAAGAUGCAACCAACGGCAAACUUGAAUGAGGAUGUUGGUUCUAAAAACACCAGGCCACAGAACUGGGAAGCUCUUGAUCUUUUGAGACAUCUUUUUUUAGUACUUUAAAAAAAAAGACGCUAAAAAAGCAGGAAGAAACAAAAACGCAGUCGGCACCAAGGCAAGAGAGAAAGGGGGGGGGAAAAGUUGUAGAGGUUAAGAGACAACAGAAGACAAAGCGGCAUGUACCCGAGGGAUGCAAUUUUGCUGGGAAUGGAAGAAGGGAACAAUAAAGGAGGAACGUUAGCCUCUGGGCUCUCCUUAUUCCAUCAGUUUGGUUGCUGGCACCUCAAUCUAAACAACUGGUCUAACAAAGUACCUGUUGUGCAGCAUCCGCAUCAUGUUCACCCGCUAACGCCGCUGAUCACGUACAGCAAUGAACACUUCACACCAGGUAACCCCCCACCACACUUACCAGCAGAUGUGGACCCCAAAACAGGUAUUCCUAGACCUCCACAUCCUUCAGACAUCUCUCCAUAUUACCCACUCUCACCUGGCGCAGUCGGCCAAAUCCCCCAUCCACUAGGAUGGUUAGUACCACAGCAAGGUCAACCAGUUUACCCGAUCACAACAGGGGGGUUUCGGCACCCUUAUCCCACUGCACUCACCGUCAAUGCUUCCAUGUCAAGUUUUCUCUCUGGUAGGUUCCCCCCACACAUGGUUCCACCACACCACAGUUUGCACACAACGGGAAUACCGCAUCCGGCCAUAGUCACACAAACGGUCAAACAAGAGUCUUCCCAGAGCGACAUCGGAUCUCUCAACAACUCAAAACAUCAUCAGGAUGCCAAAAAAGAAGAGGAAAAGAAAAAGCCUCACAUAAAGAAGCCUCUGAAUGCAUUCAUGUUGUACAUGAAGGAAAUGAGAGCAAAAGUGGUAGCGGAAUGCACGCUGAAAGAGAGUGCGGCAAUCAAUCAGAUCCUUGGCCGAAGGUGGCACGCUUUGUCCAGAGAAGAACAAGCAAAGUACUAUGAGUUAGCCAGAAAGGAACGGCAGCUUCACAUGCAACUUUACCCAGGCUGGUCAGCACGAGAUAACUAUGGCAAGAGGAAGAAGAGGAAAAGGGAAAAGCAGGCAGGGGAGACCAAUGAUCUGAGCGCUCCUAAGAAAUGCCGAGCGCGCUUUGGCCUUGAUCAACAGAAUAACUGGUGCGGCCCGUGCAGUAAUUGGGCGUCAUACCAGCUACAAGCUCGUUCAGAGGAAACUUUCAUUUUCAGGAGAAAAAAAAAGUGCAUUCGCUACAUACAAGGUGAAGGCAGCUGCGCCAGCCCACCCUCUUCAGAUGGAAGCAUAUUAGAUUCUCCUCCCCCUUCUCCUUCCAUGUUAAGCCCUUCUACCGCAGACUCUGAUCCACAGACUGAACAAAUGCAACCUCUGUCACUUACAAUGAAACCUGAUCCUUUGGCCCACCUUUCCUCACCAUCUUCCUCUGCCUUGUCGACAAACUCGGCGCUCAAGUCCAGCACAGUUUCCGCUGUUAGUUGCCAGAAUGGGGCAUUAGAGCACCGAAACUUGCACCAGUCCACAUUCUCGUCUUCAUCGCAGAUUCGACCUUCGACUUCAUCCAUGUCAAUUGUUCAUUCCCACGGUGCUUUGCAAGAGACACAGUCCCAGCCACUUUCACUUGUAACCAAGUCUUUAGAAUAGCUUUUAGCAUAGUUGCUAGUGUUCUUUUUAUUUCAUUUGUGCCAUAUGGCUACAUGUUAGUAGAUGUUAUGGAGUGCAUUGGUCAAUAUUUGACCCAUUGUUAUUUCAAGGUCCUCUUUGAAUAUGUAGGAUAAGCCUUGAGAGAUCCUGCCAACCUCUUGUCAACCAUUUUCAAAACCUGUCGUGUUCAUCACUGUUAUGUGGUUCUUACUGGGUGGAUUCUUCACGAGUAAGAGUCUACUAUCAGAAUCAAAGAAGCCCUUGUGGGAAGGAGUUGGCUACGCUGUAUUAUUUGUAUUAAAUAAGAGCUUGCGAACCAAUCAUUUUACGUCCAUUUUAUCCUUAAAGGCACAAUGAAUGCAGUGCCACCUGUUAAUUGUGUGGAACAACUUUUGUGAUGUUGCGUGUUAUUGUUUAAAUGUACAGAAAUAAUGGGGAAAACUGUGUUAAUAUGCAUUGUUCCAUGGCGUUGUUUUUUGGAUGGGGGGAGGGGGGCGUGCAAGAAAAAAAUGACAACGCUAUAGGACCAGUAGUAUUUAUUGCUUUAGAGAUGCUUGUUGUAUCAUGUAUGUUGUCUCUUUUAAAUAUUUUUCAUUUCUUCAAUGUAUAAAGUUUUUUUUUUGCUUAGUGUAAGCAUCUUAUAUAUGAAAAGAUUCAUUUGUUACCAAGGAUUUAACAUUUUUUUCCUCUGUUGUGAUACAUGACUGUCACCAAAUGGAUAAGGUAGUGGCGUUAUUAAAAAAAAAAGUGCACAAAAUUGCUGAGAAAAAGCCAUUGUACAAAAGAAAACUUGAAGGCAAUUGGGGGAGGGGGGAUUUUUAAAAAAAUACUAUAAGAUAAAAACACCUGAUCACUCGUAUAGAGCCCCAUAGUGGACAGUAGCCUCAAACCUGGAAUUGCUUAACCUAUAUCCUAUGUAUGUAUUCUGUGCCAAACUUUUAAAGAUCGAUACAUCUUCCCUCCCCCAUUUUUGCUGUAUUUUGGUCCUUUUUAGCUGUGAGGUAACAUAGGUAUGUAUGUAGUUUUAAUGUUGCUGACUAGUUUAAGCUAUAACGCAAUGUGUUUGGUAGCUAUUGGCAAAUCAUCCAAAAAAUCCUAUAAAGCAAAGCAUUGAAGGGUGAGAAUUAAUGAAACCCAUGGGCCAAAUUUUCUGUACGUUGGGGAAAUUACUCUGAACUGAAACUGCCACUUUUUAUGUACACUACUAUCAGUAGGUAUUUAGUAAAUUUUAAAAUAGGCAUGUUGAUGUUGCAAAGGCUGUAUACAACUGAUGAAAAAGUUCAUUCAUUUGGUGCCAUUGUAGUAGAAAUGAAACAGUUGUAUAGCUGUCUUUUUUUCCAUUUUACUAAGAAGCUGAUGACCUUUUGUGAAUACUCUCAAUGUUUCCUAACAGCUGUGAUGUUCCUGUUCUGUUUUUUGCUCCUUUUUAUUUUCUUUCCAUUUUUAUUGUUCGGAAACCAUUUUUGUAAUGAAUCAAUGUUCAUGCUGUACAGUAUCUGUAGCAUGCAGUUCUGGAUUAAUAAAAGCAACUUAGUAUGUGCAGAGAA